Molecule: messenger RNA, 859 nt
Organism: Psylliodes chrysocephalus
Lineage: Eukaryota; Metazoa; Arthropoda; Insecta; Coleoptera; Chrysomelidae
Source: the annotation of a GenBank genome assembly
CAAAAACCGACGUUAUAAAAGGCCAAUAGAAAAUUUUCUCCCAUUAAUGAACCGGUAAGAGGUAUAAUACAAGACCAUAAAAUGACAAUAACUAGGAAGAUUAGAAGAUUUUGAUAGAUCGCAAUUUCUUUUUUCUUCAUAAUCUUUUUGUGGCUUUGUAGAAUACAUACAGGCCAAAAUGGGCAGACGUCCCGCAAGAUGUUAUCGUUACUGUAAAAACAAGCCGUAUCCCAAAUCCCGGUUCUGUAGAGGAGUACCAGACCCCAAAAUUCGUAUCUUCGAUUUGGGUAAAAAGAAGGCCACCGUGGAAGAUUUUCCUCUGUGUGUACAUUUAGUUUCCGAUGAAUAUGAACAGCUCAGUUCUGAAGCUUUGGAAGCUGGACGUAUUUGCGCCAACAAAUAUUUGGUAAAGAACUGUGGUAAAGAUCAAUUCCAUAUUCGAAUGAGACUCCAUCCUUUCCAUGUUAUUAGAAUCAAUAAGAUGUUGUCAUGUGCUGGAGCUGAUAGGCUCCAGACUGGAAUGAGAGGUGCCUUCGGCAAACCCCAAGGUACAGUAGCCCGUGUGCGCAUCGGUCAACCAAUCAUGAGCGUCCGGUCCAGCGAUCGUUUCAAGGCCGCAGUCAUAGAGGCUCUCCGUCGUGCCAAAUUCAAGUUCCCCGGUCGCCAAAAGAUCUACGUCUCCAAAAAGUGGGGAUUCACCAGAUACGAACGUGACGAAUACGAAAACCUUAGGGACGACGGUCGAUUGGCUCACGAUGGUUGCAAUGUAAGGUACAGGCCGGAACACGGACCUUUGGCAGCCUGGAAGAAGGUGCAGGAAGAGAUCCAUGCUUCUUAGGUUAUUCGUUUUUUUAUGAUG